This is a messenger RNA of Dioszegia hungarica, 3123 nucleotides long. RefSeq lists its product as uncharacterized. Gene Ontology annotation, molecular function: metal ion binding; protein binding. The transcript has 15 exons. The coding region runs from base 1 to 3123 and encodes 1040 amino acids. The record is from RefSeq and is a predicted model, not a curated record. NCBI's taxonomy places the organism in Eukaryota, Fungi, Basidiomycota, Tremellomycetes, Tremellales, Bulleribasidiaceae.
AUGCGCAACCGGCUCGAACGAGUCAAUGCUGCUUCGGAGGCGGGACUGUCCAGGACCAGAGCGAGAAUCAGGGAUGCGAUACCGGCAGUGGACGAGCUGUCCUCGGCGGUUUCGAGGAUCAAUCUGGCGCCGUGGGAGGAUCCAUUUGCGCUUGCUCUAGGUGAUGCGGCUAGUAUCGCCGAGGAAGGAGAACCUGCGCCUACUCUUGCUGGAAUCGAGGCUGAGCCGUCUACCACGGUCACUCCGCUCGAACCUGCCGAUGAUGAUUCGUUCGUCGAGAUCGAGGAGGCGAGGGAUGAUAAGAUGCGUCGGAUAGCCAAGACUCUGCAAGCUGGUGAUGUGGUUGAGCAGGCACACAACAUCGUUCGGAUCGUCGGCGUUGACGCAUGUCCUGGUCUUCUCAUUUUCGGUCGCAAGAACAUGUACCUCAUCGACAGCCUGGUCUACACUGCUGAGGGGGAGGUCAUCGAUGCCAAGGACGCGCCGAAAGACAUCCUGUCUAUCCCAUCUGGGACGUUGGUGGAGCUUGAUCCGGCUGACCAGCUGAGUCUCAGAUGGUCGUACAACGAGAUCGUUGAGUGCAAUAAGCGAGCUUUCCUGUUUCGAGACGUUGCCUUGGAGCUAUACUUCUCGGAUAAGCGGAAUUUCCUGGUCGUCUGCAAGGACCAGCGAGAGCGACACAUGGUAGUCAACAAGUUGCAGUCAAAGGAUGAGCAGCGAGAUGCCAUCUCCCGCUCAGUCAUCGGCAAUUUUGUGCUGGACACCGUGGCGAGGGCGACAGACAAGGCGGAGCAGCAACUUGCGAUCAUCACCAAGAAGUGGCAGUCGAGGGAGAUAUCUAACUUUGCGUAUCUGCAGCUUCUGAAUCAGCACGCUAAUCGAACACCGAAUGGUACGUGCAAGACUCGGGCCAAGCUGACUUCAGAUGUCACCCAGUACCCAGUGUUUCCAUGGGUAUUGUCGGACUAUACCUCGACACACCUUGACUUCGAUAAGGAAGGGACGUUCCGGAAUCUGACAUUACCGAUGGGAGCCCUCACGCCAGCUAGGAAAGAAGCGGCCGAAGAGAGAUACAGCGCGACAGAGGGAGUCGGCGAGAAGCCAUUCCACUACGGGACGCACUACAGCUCGUCGAUGAUCGUGUGCGGCUUCAUGAUCCGCAUGUCGCCCUUCACCGAGAUCUUCCUCGCGCUCCAAGGCGGCAACUUUGACCUCGCGGACCGCUUGUUCUCGAGCAUACCGCGGGCGUGGGACUCUGCUUCCUCAGAUAAUCGAGGGGAUGUGAGGGAGCUCGUGCCGGAGUUCUACUAUACCCCUGCGUUCCUCCUGAACAUAAAUCACCACGACUUUGGUAAGAAGCAAGGAACGGGCGAAGUCGUCGACAAUGUCGCUUUGCCCCCUUGGGCGCUCGGCGACCCACUGCUCUUCAUCCACCGGCACCGAGAAGCCCUCGAGUCUGACGCCGUCUCCCGCCACUUGGCAGCCUGGAUCGACCUUACAUUCGGCUACAAACAACGCGACCCUGCCUCCUUCAAUUGCUUCCAUCCCCUCUCCUAUCGCGGUGCGGUCGAUCUCGAGCGCAUGUCGGAUGAGAGCGAAAAGGCUGCUUCUACAGCCAUCAUCCACAACUUUGGUCAGACACCCGUCCAGAUCUUCAAGACGUCGCACCCGUCCCGCUUUGUCAGUCCCAAAUCGGAACUACCGAUUGGUCAAAGAUUUGGAGUGGCAGAGCAAUGGGAGCUGCUCAUGCGAAGUAUCAAUCCCAUCGCCGAGUCGACGACGCCCAUCUACGACGUCUACGCGCUGGGAGGGACGGACGAGCAAAAGCCCGCACCUUUGCAGAGUUCGAAACUGCCCGUGCCGGGACAUCACUUCUUGUCGGUCCAGUACGGAUUUGCAGACGACUCUAUAAGAGUAUACUAUCAAGAAGCAUCGCUCGCGAGGGUGGUCUAUGUCGUGGAAGGGAUCGACGUGAAGUUCGCCGUCUUCGCCAACCCCACACUGCUCAUCACCGUCUCGACGCUCAGCACCAUCACCGCCUGGCGAUUGACCAUAAAAGGCUUUGGCGCAAAGAAGGGGGAUGUCGCGAUGCAUCGGGAAGCAACGCUGAGGGGAACGACGGGGAAGGUGACGUACGUCACAGCGAGUAAGGGCUGGAGUAUGGUUGUUGCUGCCUGCGAUGACGGAUCCGCUACAGUGUGGGAUAUGAAUCGGCUGCGAUAUAUCCGCACGAUACAGCUUCCUCGGCAUGAGUCAAUCAAAUUCGCUAGCGUGCACGAGAGCGACGGUAUGAUUGCACUGGCGACCGCACACCACAUCUACCUCUACUCGCUCAACGGCUACCCCAUCGCUUCCACAUGGGUCGAAGACAACGCGCUCCCGCGAUUCUCUUUCGGUCUCACUAGCGACGAGCCCGCUCCGCCCCUGCCAGAGUACACCGGCGGGAUCACCUUCCUCAAGCGCGAGUUCCUCCGCUUUGGCGCGCUCUUCGUCAUCGGCAUAGGAUCCGAGCUUGCUCUGUAUCGCUGCGUGCCCGGAGCGAGGAUCUUCGAGGGCGAGGAUGUCAAGCCGUGGACGCUUGUUGAACAGGGACGGCUGAGCCGGUCAGACGAACAAUUGGGUGGAGAUUGUACGAUGGUCAAGUUUGUCGGCGAGACCCUCUAUGCCGCCUUUGAGCCUGCAGAGGGUAGCAACAAGCAUCUGCUGUAUCAAUGGACUCUGCCCGAAGGCCAUGCUCGGCAUGUCCCAGAUCAUCAGGUUCAUACCUGCAUGGCGGAGCGCUGUGGGCGACACUUUGGUUUGCUCGAACCCAGAAGACACUGCGGUGGUUGUGGCGGCGCUUUCUGCGGCACCCACGCAGUCUACGUCGAGACCAUGGAAAAACGGUACUGCGAGUCAUGCCGUUCUCAACUAUCCUACGCUUCCGCUACCGGUCUCCUGGGCAACAGGCGAGACUCGGCAGCUCAUUCUUCGAGGCGCAACUCGGCCACGGGCACAGCAUCGAGACCGGGCUCAAGGAGGAACUCGCUCCUGCCGGGGUCGAGGAGGCCGUCAGUCUCGGGUCAGGCCCCUCAGCCGAGACCGUCUGGUCUUGCGUCAAUGGGGAUCGUGCAUGGGAUGUAA